AUGCGCCAGAAAUUACGGCCGAAACACCAGGUCCUCAUCCUGAAAUGUUAUCCACGAUACCAGAAGAAUACGACGGAGGUUAAGCCAAAUUCCAGUGAGCUGAGCUACUUGCUAUAUUAUGCGAGUACGCGUCGGAGCAAACUCCAGAAAGUCGGCAGCUAUCUAGAGAGAAAGAACCUAAGCGAUGUCCGGAAUAAUCGCAUUGGAAAUGUCCAGGUUACGCUCGCCAUCUUGAAAUCCCUUAUCGAAAAAUGCCCCCGCGAUUUGUCCCUAUACGGUGGCGCCGUCCUAAGAAUUCUAAACACCGUCCUCCGAUCUCAUGAUAUUACAAUGGUGGAAGCGUCUGUACCCACAUUCGAAGUAUACUGCGCGAAGCAAGAUCCGGCAUUCCUUGCGGCCGAUCAAGGGUAUCUCAAACAGUACGAGCAAGUGAUUCGGCUGUAUGUUGCAUUCGCAUCCAAAGAAUACCGUAUCCAAGGGAAGGCCAAGAGUGUUCCUCUAGCGGUACGAUUCCGAAGGAUCGGUUUGGAAGCCAUCAAAAGUUUGACCAUGUCGGAGUCUCUGAGUGCUGAGACCGAAAGGCAGCUCGCGCUGGUCAUCCCGGUCAUUCUCGAGGCCGUCUACAGCUCCCGCGGGUCUGAUCUGCUUGCAAUUGAGCAAAACGAGCAUGAACGGGAAGAAUGUGAGAAAGAGCAAGCGUUUCGCCGGAGGCAGAGCGUCUCGACCGUACAGACAUCCGAGAUAUCCGAGCACGAUCCAGUCGCGAGAACUACCGAGGAAUCCGACAAGUUUGCCGAGCAGUCGGUCUUGAUAGCUGCGUUACAAGCGCUUCGUCAAGUUUUCAGCGUCAACAAUCGCUCUCAAGUUCGACAGGCGACGACCAUCGUGCUUCAAUUCGUAACGGAAUGCAUCUCGUUAGAGGGGCAUUUUCCCACCUCGGAGUCGUUUGCGGUGUACGCGGGCAGUUGGCCCACGAUUCUCUUCCAGAUGAUGUGCCAGUGGACUCCGGUGCAGGACCGAUUCCUCAUCAUUGUCACUGCGGUGGAGACGUUGAUCCGAUGCCCCAUCGAGGAGAAGAAAAUGGAGAGACAAUGUCUGUUGAGCAUCAUCAUUGCUUGCCUCCUCGGCUCAAACACCAACUUCAUCGGGUUGAGUGUUAUGGAUGUUCUCGUCGGACUCAUCCAGCACUCCCUCCUUGUGUUGCAACAGGGUGGUAACGACUCCAUACGUACACGCCUAUUGAACCAGCUCCAGACCUGCAUCAGUAACCUUGCCACCCAUGUUUAUUACAGCGAUCAAAUCUCCGAUAUGACUCGUGCAAUCCUAGCAAGACUCAAACCAUCGUCCGAUCCGAUUGCAACUGUCGCUGCGAUUGAAGACCCCGAGAUGGCUGCCAACGGGAUUGUAAGUGCCGGAAGCUUGGUGGAAAAACCGAGCACCGACGGAUUCUUCUCGUUCGAGACUGCAAGGGAACUUGCCCUGAACUCGAUAAGGAAUAUUCUUGAGGUCGCAAACCAGAGAGCUCUUGAGACGCAGUCCAAAGCGAAUCGAUCGCCAGUAGACAUCUCUGUUUGGGAAGGGACCCAGUGGCUCCUUCGGGACCCUCAUUGGGAGGUUCGGAAAGCUUACGUGGACGCCUUUCUCACCUGGGCGAACCUCGAACUGAAGAAAGAUGAUCUUAAAGUUCUCGAAGAGAGUCCUCGGCCGAAGAAGGAUGCAAAAGACAAUAUCAAUCACCGGCAGAGCAGCCUUGCCAAAAGAGCCGUGUCGAAUGCAUCGCAGAGAGAACGCUGUCACACAACGAAAUCGCCCUUUUUACAGCGGCUACACUUGGCCGUCUACGAGAAUGCUCACCAGUAUGCGCAGUCCGAAUCGGACAUACUUCUUCUUCAUCUCCUCCUGGCGACACUCGUUCGGACCCUUGGGGUAAACAGUACCCAGUGCGGUCUUCCGAUGAUAGUACGGCUUCAGGAGGACAUUCAAGAUUUUGACGAUCCUACUUCCAAGGUUCACAUUGGCGCGUUGGUGCACGGGUAUUUCUGGGCACUGAGCGUACAAUUCGACUUCGAUGCGUCGUCUACCGGCCGGGAAAUUCACAAUGAAAUAUCUCGACGUAUGAAGGUGGGACUUUGGCUAUAUGGGCUCACGAUUCCUCCUCGGCCACUUUCCAGUUUGCCAUCACCAGAGGGAACGGAGAAGUUGUCGGCGGACAUAGUGGAAGAAGAGGCAUUAAAACCCUUCGACAAUCGUCAAGGCGUUGUUGAUCGCAUCGCCGAUGCUUACUCAAUUGCGGUCAACUCCCCACCGUCAAGCCCUCCUCGUUCACCAAAUCGCUCCUUCUCGACCCCUUUUGUCCAGGUCACUUCUCCUUCCGUCCCGUCCAUUUCACGAUCACCUCAUGCCCUUCCAAACAAAUGCCGAGAGCAAAUGCUGUCUGACUGGUCAAAAGAAGCAUGCAUGGAGGCGGCUUCCAGCCGAUCCGACUCAUUCACAGGUUCUGGUUUUGGUACAGCCUCGACACGACGACACUUGCUUGCUGUUCAUGCGCAGAAUGGCGUCGACUCGGUCUCCCCGCCAAAUCCCGAGACUGCAGGCCAUUCUCCACAGCGGGCCGCAUUUCAUUAUCCUUCAUAUCGCUCUCGUCCAGCUUCCAGUGGAGUUGGACUAGGCAGUAGAGGCCCUGGGUGCCAUGUUGGACGAGCUAGCCGAGCGACCAGCAACACCGGCACCCCAGUCAGCGCUUCCUCUCGCCGUAGUACGGUACGUGUCGAAGACUUGAAACGGGUACUUUCCAGC
Molecule: messenger RNA, 2796 nt
Organism: Eremomyces bilateralis CBS 781.70
Lineage: Eukaryota; Fungi; Ascomycota; Dothideomycetes; Eremomycetales; Eremomycetaceae
Exons: 2
Biological process (GO): protein localization to plasma membrane
Cellular component (GO): plasma membrane
Source: RefSeq, a predicted model, not a curated record